UUGUAGUUGAUUUUUAGCUAAAAAAAAAAAAAAAACAACCAGCAAUUUUCGAUUUUCAAUUUAAGAAAUCGAAAAUAAAAUUAAAUUAAAAGAAAUAAAAUUAUUUUAGAUUAAAAGAAACAUACAUACGCUCACACACACAUUCACAAAAUAAUAAUAGUGAAAAAGGAAAAUGUGGAAAUUUUAUUAAAAUAGAAUAAAAAGAAACCAAACAAAAAAAAAAAAAAACAAGCAAGAAAACAAAAAAAAAUUUAUAAAUAAGAAAUCGUGUUUUUUUUUUUCAUUUCCGUUAUUGUUGUUGCCGUUUUCUUUUUUUAUUAUUAUUGUUCAUCGCUCUUAAAUUUGGUCAACCGAUUUUCUUCUUGUGCUGGUUUAUUCUACACUUCUUUACAUCGGGAAUUUUUUUAUUGUAAAUAUGUAUGAACCGUCCUAUUCAGAUUAAACCAGUGGAUUGUGAAAAUCGAGGAGAUCGAAAACUUUUCGUUGGCAUGCUUAGUAAACAACAAACGGAGGACGAUGUAAGACAAUUAUUCAACCCAUUCGGAACAAUUGAAGAGUGUACAAUAUUACGAGGACCAGACGGUUCUAGCAAGGGUUGCGCUUUUGUUAAAUUUAGUUCUCAUCAAGAAGCUCAAACGGCCAUUACGAAUCUUCACGGUAGUCAAACCAUGCCGGGCGCUUCUUCAAGUUUAGUCGUUAAGUUUGCGGACACUGAAAAGGAAAGGCAAUUAAGACGUAUGCAACAAAUGGCUGGUCAUAUGAAUUUACUUAAUCCAUUCGUAUUUAAUCAAUUCGGCACAUACGGAGCUUACGCACAUACACAACAAGCCGCUAUAAUGGCAGCAGCCUCAGCUCAAGGUACAUAUAUGAACCCAAUGGCAGCGUUAGCAACACAAUUACCUCACGCACUAAAUGGUUCUGGUCAACCAAUAAAUGGUUCAAUUCCACCACUUCCUUCACCUACAAUGCCAACAUUUAAUAUGGCGGCUCAAACACCAAAUGGUCAAGCAACAGCAACUGAAGGUGUUUUCACGAAUAGUAUCUCACAAACUUAUACUGGUCAUUAUAUUCCAAAUAUUUCAGAUUCUCUGCAUUUAUCUAUUCCUACACAAGGCCUGGCUAAUGGAGAUGCGGCACUUCAACAUGCAGCAUUUACCGGUAUACCACCAUAUCCAGGAGUUGCAUAUCCAGCAGUAUACGGACAGUUUCCACAGCCCAUUCCACCACCAUUAGGAGCUGUCGCAGCGGCAACUCAAAGAGAAGAUUUUCUGAUGUUCCCAGGAUGCUCCAUAUCUGGACCAGAGGGUUGCAAUCUGUUUAUAUAUCAUCUGCCACAAGAAUUUGGUGAUGCUGAAUUAAUGCAAAUGUUCCUACCAUUUGGCAACGUUAUCAGUUCAAAGGUUUUCAUUGAUCGAGCUACAAAUCAGAGCAAAUGUUUUGGUUUUGUAUCAUUCGAUAAUCCUGCCAGUGCUCAAGCAGCCAUUCAAGCCAUGAAUGGCUUUCAAAUUGGAAUGAAAAGACUGAAAGUUCAAUUGAAGCGGCCAAAGGAUGCAAGUCGACCUUAUUAAUAAAAAUGAUGUCGAUUUAAAUAAAUUUGAUGCAAAUCAUGAUAUAUACACUUCCUGCAGUGUUUGCUCCUGUACUGGAUUAUAUGUAAAACUGUUCAGAUUUUUUUGCCAAAAACAAACCAGUUGACAAACUAUUCAAACCAAAAAAAAAUUUAUAUGUAUAUAUAUAUACCUACAUAUGUACAUAUAUAUGUAAAAUAAAAAUUUCAAUAUAAAUAAAAUUUAAACAAAAUUAAAAUAAACAAACAUGUUAACACUAUACUUCAGAUGUCGAACAUGAAUAUAUUUUUUUAAUUCAUUCAUACAUCCAAAAAACAAAAAAAAAAUUAAUUAAAUAAUGAAAAAAGAAAGUUUUUU
Messenger RNA from Condylostylus longicornis, 1925 nucleotides. RefSeq names its product CUGBP Elav-like family member 4 (gene bru3). The coding region runs from base 420 to 1568 and encodes 382 amino acids. Gene Ontology annotation, molecular function: mRNA binding. The record is from RefSeq and is a predicted model, not a curated record. The transcript has 11 exons. Gene Ontology annotation, cellular component: cytoplasm; ribonucleoprotein complex; nucleus. Gene Ontology annotation, biological process: regulation of alternative mRNA splicing, via spliceosome; mRNA splice site recognition. Lineage: Eukaryota; Metazoa; Arthropoda; Insecta; Diptera; Dolichopodidae.